AUGUGCGCCCACAUAGUUUACGAGUGGCUUCGAGCCCUGCGGCUGGCCCAGUACGCCGAGGCGUUUGUGGAUAACGGCUACGACGACCUGGAGGUGUGCAAGCAGAUCGGGGAGCCCGACCUGGAUGCCAUCGGGGUGUCGGCGCCCCGCCACCGGCGCCGGAUCCAGCAGGCCGUGCUGCGGCUGCGGCUGGACGACGAGCGAGCCGCCGGCCUCUACUUCACCCUGGAGCCCCCCAACCCCGAGGCCCCGACCCCCCCCGGCCGCCCCUGGGGACCGCGGGGCCCCCCGCUCACCUACCCCAAGUUGAAACUCAAGAUCAUGAUCAGGGAUAAGCUGGUGCGGGACGGCAUCCGCCUGAGCAGGCCUCCCUACUCCCGCAAGGGCCCGGCUUGGUGGCUUCCAACUCGGGUCUUUCUCACCUGUGCAUCAGGGACUCAGAAGCCUCCGCACUUCGCCGUCCUCAAAUGGGACGUUUUAGCCUCUCCCCAAGCCAGUCCUGAUAAAGGUUCUCCCAAAGACGAUGAAUAA
Molecule: messenger RNA, 531 nt
Organism: Tachyglossus aculeatus (Australian echidna)
Lineage: Eukaryota; Metazoa; Chordata; Mammalia; Monotremata; Tachyglossidae
Gene: SAMD5
Product: sterile alpha motif domain containing 5
Molecular function (GO): protein binding
Source: RefSeq, a predicted model, not a curated record